This is a messenger RNA of Zingiber officinale, 1855 nucleotides long. RefSeq names its product calcium-dependent protein kinase 2-like. Gene Ontology annotation, cellular component: cytoplasm; nucleus. Gene Ontology annotation, biological process: protein autophosphorylation; peptidyl-serine phosphorylation; intracellular signal transduction. NCBI's taxonomy places the organism in Eukaryota, Viridiplantae, Streptophyta, Magnoliopsida, Zingiberales, Zingiberaceae. Bases 132 to 1694 code for a protein of 520 amino acids. Gene Ontology annotation, molecular function: ATP binding; calcium-dependent protein serine/threonine kinase activity; calcium ion binding. The record is from RefSeq and is a predicted model, not a curated record. The transcript has 8 exons.
UUCUCCCCACCAUAUCCGUUCGCUCCAACUUCCCUCCUUCCAUUUCCAACUCAUCUCUUCCUCCCUGGCCUCUCUCUUCUCGCCCUAUAGUCGAGGCCAGCCACCCCCUCACCCACCAUCUUCCCCUCCCCAUGGGCAGCUGCCUCACCAAGCAGCCGGAGGAACCGGCCUCGGCCGACCCUGACGCCGCCGAACCCAAUGGUACCUCCGCCGACGCCACCAUUCAGGAUCCCCCCGCAAUCCCCACCGCCGGUGUCUCGCCUGCCAAGUCCGCCGCCCCCAUCGGCCCCGUCCUCGGCCGCCCCAUGGAGGACGUCCGCGCCACCUACUCCCUCGGCAAGGAGCUCGGCCGCGGCCAGUUCGGAGUCAUCCACCUCUGCACCCACAAGGCCACCGGCGAGAAGCUGGCCUGCAAGACCCUCCCCAAGCGGAAGCUCACCAACGAGGAGGACAUCGAGGACGUGAGAAGGGAGGUGCAGAUCAUGUACCACCUCUCCGGACAGCUCAACAUCGUCGAGCUCAAGGGCGCCUACGAGGACAAGCAGUCGGUGCACCUCGUAAUGGAACUCUGCGCCGGAGGCGAACUUUUCGACCGCCUCAUCGCCGAGGGCCACUACACCGAGCGGGCCGCCGCCUCCUUGCUCAGGAUCAUCGUGCAGAUCAUCCACACCUGCCAUUCCUUGGGGGUCAUGCACAGGGACCUCAAACCAGAGAACUUCCUCUUGCUCAGUGAGGACGAGGACGCGCCUCUCAUGGCCACCGAUUUCGGCCUCUCCGUCUUCUUCAAGGAAGGGGAAGUAUUCAAAGACAUAGUUGGCAGUGCAUAUUACAUAGCACCUGAAGUCCUCAAACGAAGUUACGGACCCGAAGCUGAUAUUUGGAGCAUAGGGGUGAUGCUCUACAUUUUCCUCUGUGGUGUUCCUCCCUUUUGGGCCGAAUCUGAACAAGGGAUCUUCAAUGCUAUUUUAAGAGGAGUGAUUGACUUCGCAAGUGACCCGUGGCCUUCGAUUUCCCCUGGCGCUAAGGAUCUUGUAAGGAAAAUGCUGCGUUUGGAUCCCAAACAAAGGCUAACCGCAUUUGAAGUUCUCAAUCAUCCCUGGAUCAAAGAAGACGGAGAAGCACCUGACACACCGCUUGAUAAUGCUGUUCUCAAUAGACUGAAACAAUUUAGAGCAAUGAAUCAAUUUAAGAAGGCUGCUUUAAGGGUGAUUGCAGGAUGCUUAUCGGAGGAGGAGAUACAAGGUCUAAAGGUAAUGUUCAAGAGUAUGGACUCUGAUAAUAGUGGAACUAUUACUCUUGAAGAACUAAAGCAGGGUCUUGCAAAGCAAGGAUCAAAACUAUCAGAGGCUGAAGUCCAGCAGCUUAUGGAAGCUGCUGAUGCAGAUGGUAAUGGAACAAUCGACUACGAGGAGUUCAUCACAGCGACAAUCCACAUGAACAGAAUGGAUCAAGAAGAGCAUCUAUAUACAGCAUUUCAAUACUUUGACAAGGAUAACAGCGGCCAUAUUACGAGAGAAGAACUCGAGCAAGCUUUAAAAGAGAAGGGGAUGUAUGAUGAAACAGAAAUCAAGGGUAUCAUCGAUGAUGCUGAUGUCGACAAUGAUGGAAAAAUUAAUUACGACGAGUUUGUGGGCAUGAUGAGAAAGGGAACACCUGAUCAUAAUCCAAAGAAGAGAAGAGAUCUGGUUAUUUGACCAUAAACGUUGUUGGAGCUUGUGAACGUGAUUAAUAUACUGUUUAUGGUUUCAUGUACAAAUCUUUCUUUCUUUCCCCAUAAAAGUUGUGUACAAAUCUUGCUUGUGGGAAUGAGUUAGGAAAUGAUAGUGACCAGACUUAUACAAAUAAAUCAAAAUUG